This is a messenger RNA of Lactuca sativa (garden lettuce), 1557 nucleotides long. Its product is annotated as 26S proteasome regulatory subunit 7 homolog A. Lineage: Eukaryota; Viridiplantae; Streptophyta; Magnoliopsida; Asterales; Asteraceae. Gene Ontology annotation, molecular function: ATP hydrolysis activity; ATP binding. The record is from RefSeq and is a predicted model, not a curated record.
CCCUGUCUCCCAGUUUAUUGUUCGGCAAGAAACGUUUUUCCGUCGAGGAGAUCCAAAUCAAAUCCUUGCCCUCCGGUAGCAACAAAAAAAAGCGAUGCCGACUGACAUAGAAGAUGAGAUUAGGGACGAGAAGAAUCCUCCCCCUCUUGAUGAAGACGAUAUCGCUCUUCUCAAGACUUAUGGAUUGGGGCCAUAUUCCACAAGCAUCAAGAAAGCUGAAAAAGAUGUAAAGGAAAUGGCCAAAAGGAUCAACGAUUUAUGUGGCAUCAAAGAGUCUGACACUGGUUUGGCUGCACCUAGUCAAUGGGAUCUUGUUUCUGAUAAGCAAAUGAUGCAAGAGGAGCAACCUCUUCAGGUAGCAAGAUGCACAAAAAUAAUUAAUCCCAACACAGAAGACGCCAAAUAUGUAAUAAAUGUCAAGCAAAUUGCAAAGUUUGUUGUUGGAUUGGGAGACAAAGUUUCACCAACAGAUAUUGAAGAAGGAAUGCGUGUUGGUGUUGACCGCAACAAGUAUCAAAUUCAGAUCCCUUUACCCCCCAAGAUUGACCCAAGUGUAACCAUGAUGACAGUUGAAGAAAAACCAGAUGUCACAUAUAAUGAUGUUGGUGGAUGCAAGGAACAAAUUGAAAAGAUGAGAGAGGUGGUCGAGUUGCCAAUGCUCCACCCUGAGAAAUUUGUUAAAUUGGGAAUUGAUCCUCCGAAAGGCGUCCUAUGCUAUGGUCCACCUGGCACUGGUAAAACACUUUUAGCAAGAGCAGUUGCCAACAGAACUGAUGCAUGUUUUAUACGUGUCAUUGGAAGUGAACUUGUUCAGAAAUACGUUGGUGAGGGGGCCCGCAUGGUUCGCGAGCUAUUCCAGAUGGCACGUUCCAAAAAAGCUUGCAUAGUUUUCUUUGAUGAAGUUGAUGCAAUUGGUGGGGCCCGUUUUGAUGAUGGAGCUGGUGGUGAUAAUGAGGUUCAAAGAACCAUGCUUGAAAUUGUGAAUCAACUUGAUGGAUUUGAUGCUCGUGGGAAUAUUAAAGUUUUGAUGGCUACAAAUAGACCAGAUACAUUGGAUCCAGCACUGUUGAGACCUGGGAGACUGGAUAGGAAAGUGGAAUUUGGGCUUCCAGAUAUGGAAAGUAGGACACAGAUAUUUAAGAUUCAUACAAGAACAAUGAAUUGUGAGAGGGAUGUGAGAUUUGAACUUUUGGCGCGACUUUGCCCUAAUUCAACAGGGGCAGAUAUAAGAAGUGUGUGUACUGAGGCUGGAAUGUAUGCAAUUAGGGCAAGGAGGAAGACAGUGACUGAGAAGGAUUUUCUUGAUGCUGUUAACAAAGUCAUUAAAGGGUACCAGAAGUUUAGUGCUACUCCUAAGUAUAUGGUUUACAAUUGAUUUGUUAUGUGUUAUGUGAACUUUUUAAUGUUUCUUUAAAGUCUUGCUACACAUGGAUUCAGAUGUCAAAAAGAAUUCGUGUGUGGUGUUUUCUUUUGAGGAAAAUGGGACUGAAGUCUGGAAAAUGAAUGUUAUAUUUUGGUUAUCCUUGCAUUUAAACAAGAUUGUAUGCUUUGUUUUUA